Molecule: messenger RNA, 745 nt
Organism: Dunckerocampus dactyliophorus (ringed pipefish)
Lineage: Eukaryota; Metazoa; Chordata; Actinopteri; Syngnathiformes; Syngnathidae
Gene: rpl17
Product: ribosomal protein L17
Exons: 6
Coding region: 162-716 (184 amino acids)
Biological process (GO): cytoplasmic translation
Cellular component (GO): ribosome; cytosolic large ribosomal subunit
Molecular function (GO): structural constituent of ribosome
Source: RefSeq, a predicted model, not a curated record
GAUCGUGCAGCGUGCAUGUGGUUUUCAAAUAAUCGUAAAUAAAGAGAUUCAACGGAAGCUCACUUGAGCUACAUGCUAGCUGCCAACUGAAACACGGAAGGUUGACUUGUGUUGUUUUUUUUUUGUUUUUUUUUACUACGUUUUGUUUCAGAAGUCUGACAAUGGUCCGCUACUCUCUCGAUCCCGAGAACCCAACAAAGUCGUGCAAGUCCAGGGGCUCCAACCUGCGGGUGCACUUUAAGAACACCCGUGAGACGGCCCAGGCCAUCAAAGGCAUGCACAUCCGCAAGGCCAACAAAUACCUGAGAGACGUCAUCGUCAAGCACCAGUGUGUCCCCUUCCGCCGCUACAACGGCGGCGUGGGCAGGUGUGCUCAGGCCAAACAGUUCGGCUGGACGCAGGGGCGCUGGCCCAAAAAGAGUGCCGAGUUCCUGCUGCACAUGCUCAAGAACGCAGAGAGCAACGCGGAGCUCAAGGGUCUGGACGUGGACUCCCUGGUCAUCGAGCACAUUCAAGUCAACAAGGCGCCAAAGAUGAGGCGACGUACGUACCGCGCGCACGGCCGCAUCAACCCGUACAUGAGCUCGCCGUGCCACAUCGAGAUGAUCCUCACGGAGAAGGAGCAGAUCGUUCCCAAGCCGGAGGAGGAGGUGGCCCAGAAGAAGAAGGUUUCACAGAAGAAGCUGAAGAAGCAGAAGCUGAUGGCGCGCGAGUAACUUGAAAUAAAAUCCACUUGUCAUCAGGA